AUGGAGAACCAAACCACGGUGUCCAAGUUCUAUCUUUCUGGACUUUCCAAUCUGCCGAAGGCCCAGCUUCCGCUCUUCCUGCUCUUUCUAUUUUUUUACUUGAUGACGUUUUCUGGGAAUCUCCUCAUCCUUUACCUGAUCUUCACCGAUGGUCACCUUCACACCCCCAUGUACUUCUUCCUUGGAAACCUGGCUUGUCUGGAUCUCUGCUCUUCCUCCACCACCGUCCCUCGAAUGCUCUUUGAUUUACUCACCAAGAGAAGACUCAUUUCCGUCGCAGAGUGCAUUACCCAGUUCUUUUUUUUCCUCUUUUUUGCCAUCUCAGAGGUCUUCCUCCUGGCCAUGAUGUCCUACGACAGGUACAUUGCCGUAUGCCACCCUUUACAUUACAUGCAAAUAAUGAACCAGAAAGUGUGUGUCCAGUUGGCCUCCGGCGCCGGGUUCCUUGGGUUGGGUUGUUCUUUAGUGCAAACCCUUUGCCUACUGAGGCUGACAUUUUGUGGGCCAAAUAUCCUUCAGAGCUUCUUUUGUGAUCUCCCCCAGCUGCUGCAGCUCUCUUGCACGGACACGUUCAUCAAUAUCAUGGCCAUUUUUCUCGUCGGUGGCCUUUUAGGAUUGGCCACAUUGGUGAUGACUUUCUUUCCAUACGUCAGCAUAUUUACCACUGUCUUUAAGAUACCAGCCAAGGACAAGAGACUUAAAGUGUUCUCCACCUGCACCUCCCACCUGACGGUGGUCUUCAUAUUUUAUGGCACCCUGGUCUAUAAUUACUUCCGCCCCGACACCAGCUAUCGUUUUGCGCAGGACAGGCUGGUGUCUGUGUUUUACACGGUGAUUAUCCCUCUGUUAAACCCUCUGAUCUAUAGUCUGAGAAACCAGGAACUGAAAUCUGCUCUGAAAAGAGCCGUGCGGAGGAUAUUUGUUGCACGUAGAUAAAGGACGCCUUUUGUCUUCUAUCAAUUCCGUGGCUUUUAUAGUAAAAAUAGUAAAAUUUAGAUAAGAAACAUCAUUCCGCACC
Molecule: messenger RNA, 1018 nt
Organism: Spea bombifrons (plains spadefoot toad)
Lineage: Eukaryota; Metazoa; Chordata; Amphibia; Anura; Pelobatidae
Product: olfactory receptor 1019-like
Exons: 1
Coding region: 1-936 (311 amino acids)
Biological process (GO): G protein-coupled receptor signaling pathway
Cellular component (GO): membrane
Molecular function (GO): olfactory receptor activity; G protein-coupled receptor activity
Source: RefSeq, a predicted model, not a curated record